Messenger RNA from Miscanthus lutarioriparius, 1233 nucleotides. The record is from the annotation of a GenBank genome assembly. NCBI's taxonomy places the organism in Eukaryota, Viridiplantae, Streptophyta, Magnoliopsida, Poales, Poaceae.
AUGAGCGUGUCCAUGCUCAACCAGGCAGCUGGGUUGAGGAAGAAAGGUGUCUCGAUGGAGCAAUUCACGGCGACAGCCGUCAUCGUGACAAAAUGCUAUUUGAAGGCCAAUGGCAUGGCGAUUUCGUUGGCGGCGGGGUUCGUGGGCCAGGCGGCUGCGCGCGAGGCGGCCGGGCUGGUGGUCGACAUGAUUCGCCAGAAGAAGAUGGCCGGCCGCGCGCUGCUACUUGCGGGCCCGCCCGCCACGGGCAAGACGGCGCUAGCGCUCGGCGUAGCCCAGGAGCUCGGCAGCAAGGAUCAGAAGUGUACUCCUCAGAGGUCAAGAAAACUAGAGGUGCUGAUGGAAAAUUUCCGUAGAGCUAUAGGUUUGCGUAUAAAGGAAAACAAAGAAGUUUAUGAAGGAGAGGUUACGGAACUUUCCCCAGAAGAGGCUGAGAGUACAACUGGUGGAUAUGCGAAAAGCAUUAGCCAUGUGGCAGUGGGUGAUGUUAUAUACAUCGAAGCAAAUAGUGGUGCAGUGAAAAGAGUUGGUAGAUGUGAUUCUUUUGCUACAGAAUACGAUCUUGAAGCUGAAGAGUAUGUUCCUAUCCCCAAAGGCGAAGUCCAUAAGAAAAAGGAAAUAGUGCAGGAUGUCACACUUCAUGACCUUGAUGCAGCAAAUGCACAGCCACAAGGAGGCCAAGAUAUUUUAUCCCUUAUGGGCCCGAUGAUGAAACCACGAAAGACUGAAAUCACCGAAAAGCUACGGCAAGAAAUCAAUAAGGUGGUAAACAGAUAUAUUGAGGAAGGAAUUGCAGAGCUUGUACCUGGUGUUUUGUUCAUUGAUGAGGUCCACAUGUUGGAUAUUGAAUGCUUUUCUUAUCUUAACCGUGCACUGGAGAGCCCUUUAUCACCAAUUGUGAUACUUGCUACGAAUAGGGGAAUAUGUAAUGUAAGAGGAACUGAUAUGACAAGUCCACAUGGUAUACCAGUGGAUCUUCUAGAUAGGUUGGUGAUUAUUCGGACAGAAACAUAUGGACCUACUGAGAUGAUACAGAUAUUGGCAAUCCGAGCACAAGUGGAAGAGAUUGAUAUCGAUGAAGAAAGUCUUGCUUAUUUAGGCGAGAUCGGACAGCAGACAUCUUUGAGGCUGAUCUUGAAGAAGUUAGUGGUCUCUAUUUGGAUGCCAAAUCCUCGGCUCAUCUGCUCCAGGAGCAACAAGAUAGAUACAUCACCUAGAUUUUUCCUGUCGUAG